AGAGAAGACAGUGGAGACGUCGACGCUUCAGCCUGCAGCUCCAGUGUGCAGUUUUACACUGUUAGCGCUGCGGUGUGUGUGUGAGUGGGUGAGAGAGUGUGUGAGAGUUUGUGUGUGAGUGUGUUUUUGUGUGUUUUGGUUAUUAAGUAAUGUCACUGAACAUUUAGGUAACUUUUGCAGCAUGAAGCCGCUCUACUGGGAUUAAUUGGUGUAUCUCGGGGCUGACGGUUGGACCGGAAAUUAGCGCUGUGAGUCCGGGGGGGUUUAGACGUCAGUGCCAACAUGGCAGCAGGUAAUCAGGGUCCCGGAUCUCCAGGUGAAGAUAAGACACCUUCCCGCAGACACAGUGACGCGAACCGAAAGUUAAAGUACAUCAGUUUGACCAUUUUGGUGAUCCAGAAUGCCUCGCUCAUCCUCAGCAUCCGCUACGUGCGGACGUUACCGGGAGAUCGCUUCUUCACCACGUCCGCCGUGGUCAUGGCCGAGGUCCUGAAGGUCUCCACCUGCCUCAUCAUCAUCCUGUUCCAGAAGAGAGGAAACAUCAAGGACUUUGUGUUCCUGCUGUAUGAUUCGAUAGUGGUGCAGUACUGGGACACGCUGAAGCUGGCGGUUCCAUCGCUUAUCUACACGCUACAGAAUAACCUGCAGUACGUGGCCAUCUCAAACUUGCCAGCUGCCACGUUUCAGGUAACGUAUCAGCUGAAGAUUUUAACGACGGCGCUCUUCUCGGUUCUCAUGCUGAGGAAGAGUCUGUCGCGUAUCCAGUGGAUCUCGUUGCUCCUCUUGUUCGCCGGUGUGGCCAUCGUCCAGGUGGAGCAGGACAGCAGCAAGAACAAGGAGGCCGUGGACUCGGGCGCCUCCCAGAGCUACGUGAAAGGCCUGGUGGCCGUAGUGGUGUCCUGCCUGUCAUCAGGGUUCGCAGGCGUUUACUUCGAGAAGAUCCUGAAAGGCAGCAGCGCCUCGCUGUGGCUCCGCAACGUGCAGCUGGGGUUCUUCGGGACGCUCCUGGGCCUGCUCGGCCUGUUGUGGAACGACGGCGAGCAGAUCGCUGAGAAGGGCUUCCUGUUCGGAUACACGCCCAUGGUGUGGGGCGUGAUUUUUAACCAGGCGUUCGGCGGCCUCCUGGUGGCCGUGGUGGUCAAAUACGCCGACAACAUCCUCAAGGGCUUCGCCACAUCCUUCUCCAUCGUGGUGUCCACAGUCACGUCCGUCUACCUCUUCGGCUUCCACGUGGACAUCCUGUUCACGCUCGGCGCCGGCCUCGUCAUCGGCGCCGUCUACAUGUACAGUCUACCCAAAGCGGCAGCGCAGCCCACCAGCGCCGGCUCCUUCUCUUCCUCUUCCUCCUCCUCUUCCUCGCAGACGGACGGGUUCCUUCCAAAGUCAGUGCUGGUGAAAUGAAACUUUUGCUGGCCAAACUUUCUCUCCCUCAACCUUCACGACUCACUUUUUCCCAGUAAUCCCUCUUUUUUUUUUUUUUUUUUACUCAGACUUUUAAUCCUCUUCUUUCUGCUGCUUUGGGGUCGGGUUAUGCUUUCUUUCUUUUUUCUCUCUCUCUCACUCGCGUGUUACCCCAGCGGGUGUGUGUAUGUGCACAGUCAUGCUGAGUGUGCUCUCUAAUCAGCUGACUCAUAGUCCGUUCGGUCCGAUCUAAGAAAUCUGAUCAGACGUGGCCAGACUAUCUUUUCAAAUCCUGGCGAAAACCUCGAUUUACCGAGAUCAGGUGUGUUUGAGAUAAAACAUCACGUCAGGGCUGCGCCAGGACUCGCCGGGGUAAAGCACAAGAUCUAGGAACAGGUUUGCCCCUUUAUCAUCACCCCUCACCCCGAUAUGCCUUAUUCUACACUUACCUCCUCAGGUUUUAGCGUCUAAUCUAAAUAAGAAUCUAAGGGCAGUUCACAUGUCAAAGAUCCAGCUGUUUCUACAAACAUCUGCAUAAGCGUCUAACACGAUCGAAGUCGUGUUCAAGAAUGGACAUUGUAGCUCAGUGGUUAAGAUGUGGUAAGAUCAGAAGGUUGUGAGUUCAAAUCCCAGCACCACCAACGCCACCACUCCUGGGCCCUUGAGUAAGGCCCUUAACACGCACAUGCUCUAUUGUAUAAAAUGAGAUCAACACGGAGGAAACGUUCCAAGCUCUACGUUCCACCAUGACAUAUCUCCAUGUGCAGACGUGCAUGUGUGCAUAUUCCACCUAGAAAAACGCAUACGUACCCAUAAAAACACCUGCCGCAUUCGUUUAGAACGAUUCGUUCAUUUUACACGUGUCUUCUGAACAUCUGGGCCUCACCUACAUGCGUUUUUACAUGCGGCCACGCCCUCAAAAAAUUAUAGGACGUUCAGUAAGCACAUGGUGGCACAUGGAGGAGGCCUGAGAUGCAGUCAGAGUUAAAAACGUCAUCGCAAACGUGUUAAAUAGGGUUUAUAGCUCUAUAGCAGGAGAUCUUGCACAUCUUCCAACACCAUGAAAAAGCAGAUCUUUAUGGAGCUGGAACAGGUUUCAUAGUUCAACUGAAGGUUGACUUUCAUGCUCUGGCAUCCAAAGACGUCUUAUACAAUUGUUUGUGGGAACAAUUUGGCGAUUACGGUGGGAAAGUCGGGUGUCCGAAUACUUUUGCCCGCAUUGUCUGUGCACGCUCCAGGAAACACACCUGAUUUCAGCUUCUCGAGGGAAUCCAGGGAAUCCUGUGCGCUCAGCCUGUGCACCUACAGCACACGUCGCUGGCAUACUGGUCACGAGAAUCACGCUCACUGUUGCACUACAGCACUGGGGAUUCUGGGAAGAUUUGGGAAUCUUGGGAAUGCUGCGUUUCUAAUCGAUGUAGGCUGAGCGUCAGGCUGUACAGUGCUGUCUGCUCCUAGGAAUCAAAAUAAACAGCAGCUGGAUUUUA
This is a messenger RNA of Silurus meridionalis, 2888 nucleotides long. It is a transcript of the gene slc35a2, whose product is annotated as solute carrier family 35 member 2. The record is from RefSeq and is a predicted model, not a curated record. Gene Ontology annotation, cellular component: Golgi membrane. Gene Ontology annotation, biological process: pyrimidine nucleotide-sugar transmembrane transport. The transcript is spliced from 4 exons. Gene Ontology annotation, molecular function: UDP-galactose transmembrane transporter activity. Bases 283 to 1401 code for a protein of 372 amino acids. NCBI's taxonomy places the organism in Eukaryota, Metazoa, Chordata, Actinopteri, Siluriformes, Siluridae.